Messenger RNA from Penicilliopsis zonata CBS 506.65, 405 nucleotides. RefSeq lists its product as hypothetical. Gene Ontology annotation, biological process: mitochondrial electron transport, cytochrome c to oxygen; electron transport coupled proton transport. The record is from RefSeq and is a predicted model, not a curated record. Lineage: Eukaryota; Fungi; Ascomycota; Eurotiomycetes; Eurotiales; Aspergillaceae. Gene Ontology annotation, molecular function: heme binding; cytochrome-c oxidase activity. The transcript has a single exon. Gene Ontology annotation, cellular component: membrane. The annotation marks the transcript as partial.
UAUCCUCCUUUAUCAGGUAUCCAAUCUCACAGUGGACCUAGUGUUGAUUUAGCAAUAUUUGGAUUACACUUGAGUGGUAUUAGUAGUUUAUUAGGUGCAAUGAAUUUUAUUACAACUAUUUUAAAUAUGAGAAGUCCUGGUAUACGUUUACAUAAAUUAGCUUUAUUUGGUUGAGCUGUAAUAAUAACAGCAGUAUUAUUAUUAUUAUCUUUACCUGUAUUAGCUGGAGGUAUAACUAUGGUUUUAACUGAUAGAAACUUUAAUACAUCAUUCUUUGAAGUAGCAGGUGGAGGAGAUCCUAUUUUAUUCCAACAUCUUUUCUGAUUCUUCGGUCAUCCAGAAGUUUAUAUUUUAAUUAUACCAGGUUUCGGUAUUAUUAGUACAGUUAUCGCAGCUGGAUCUGGU